AUGCUGAUCAUCUCGUCCCGCAGUGCGCUGCUGUCCGUCUACUACCCACAGAUCUUCCUCAUCCUCACCAGCGGUAGCUACCUGGCGCUGUCCUCUGUGGUGGCUCUAGGUGCCAACAUCAUCUGCAACAAGAUACCCGGAUUGGCCCCCCGCCAGAGAGCCCUCUGUCAGAGUCGCCCGGACGCCAUCAUCGUUAUCGGCGAAGGCGCCCAGCUGGGCAUCAAUGAGUGUCAGUACCAGUUUCGUUACGGCCGCUGGAACUGCUCGGCCCUGGGAGAGAGGACCGUCUUCGGACAAGAGCUGAGAGUAGGCAGCAGGGAGGCAGCAUUCACAUACGCCAUCACCGCAGCCGGAGUUGCCCACGCGGUAACUACGGCUUGUAGCCAAGGCAACCUGAGCCAGUGCGGCUGCGAUCGCGAGAAGCAGGGCUACCACGACCGAGAGGAGGGCUGGAAGUGGGGGGGCUGCUCUGCCGAUGUGAAGUACGGGGUGGAGUUCUCGCGGCGCUUUGUAGACGCUCGUGAGAUCAAGAAAAACGCCCGGCGGCUGAUGAACCUGCACAACAACGAGGCAGGGCGAAAGAUGCUAGAGGAGAGGAUGAAGCUGGAGUGUAAGUGUCACGGCGUGUCCGGUUCCUGCACCACCAAGACCUGCUGGAUCACCCUGCCCAUGUUCAGAGAGCUGGGUCACCUGCUGAAGGAGCGCUACAGCGGGGCCGUUCAGGUGGAGCCGGUCCGGGCCUCGCGACUCCGACAACCCUCCUUCCUGCGACUCAAAGAGGCUCGGGGCUACCAGAAGCCCACGGACACGGACCUGGUGUACCUGGAGCGUUCGCCCAACUACUGCGAGGAGGACAAGGUCACGGGAAGCACGGGAACGCGGGGACGACUGUGCAACGGCACCUCCACCCACACGGACGGUUGUAACAUGAUGUGCUGCGGCCGGGGGCACGACACGCACAGCUACACCCGCAUCUGGCAGUGCAACUGCAAGUUCCACUGGUGCUGCUUCGUCAAGUGCAACACAUGCAGCGAGAAAUCAGAAGUGUUCACCUGCAAGUAGGGGAGGAGGAAGAGGGGGAAGAGGCUGGGGGAAACGGACAGUGGUGGAAAGUAAGAAGGUGGAAUUUGAAGUGAAGGACUUGGAAGUAUUUAUUCAACAAUUUGCACAUUUUUACAUCCUUUUCUGAGAUUCUUUAAAGAAAGAACCAACAGACAUGGAGUUUUGGAAAAAGAGACAUGGUCGAUUUAAAAAAACGUUCCUUUUUCUGCGCGCUGGUACAAAACUGUGACAUGAUGCAAACGUGUUGCAGGCUAAAGGAUUUGAUGGUCUCCCUUUUGCCUCUAGACGACAUCUUGCAAAGAUGUAGCAUACAGUUCUCAAACGCGAGAGGAAACACAACAAAAACUAUUGUUGGAUCUUGAAAAUACAGUGGAAUACUUUUAACUGUACGCUCACACUGUAUUCUGUUUGAACACUGAAAAUAAAACAAAUUAUUUAUGUAAAAAUAUCUUUGAAAACUAGCCUUAAAGGAUGAAUAGCAGAAAAAAUGGCUUUUAACUUUUUUUCCUCUUUUAUGAUCGUAAAUUGCUACUGAUAAGGAGUCGCAGUUAUCCAUUAUCAGUUGUCAGUGGCGUACUCCGCUAUAGAUUAGUCGUUUUUCUUUUGCACUCACGGUUAUUUCUUUCCCUUUUCCAUCAGUUAUGAGUCGUGCUGUUGAGCGCUGCGCGGACAUCUCUCUCACGGACAAAUUCCCCUCCGAACCCAGACCUCUUUUGUUACGCCAGGAGACAAAGAGGUAGAAAAUACCCCCAAACUAUUUUAAGCAUCCAACUUUGAACAGUUUGAAUGGCUCUUUCCAUUCUGACCGUGCUCAUUGUUGGAGGGCCCUUGACUUCUGAGGAAAUCGUGUAAGCCUCAUUGGAACUCCAUAGAGGUGCAAUCAUGUUCAGAUACAUCCAACGUUCCCAUGAUCGGCAGAGACGUGGAAUUCCACAUGAUGCUUACACAGGGCCUCGCAGCGCGGUUUAGGCCUGCCUGGGUGGAUGGCAUGUGCCCUAACCACACAGAAGGGGGUAUGAGAGGAUCAAAGGCCUUUAAAGCUAUUUUUGGACAGCACCCUUAAUGUAUUCAGAAAUGUUUAUUUAGGCUUUAUAUAACUUACAAAACAAUUUGAAGAGUAUAUUUUUAUAUGAGGAACAUGGCACUUUAUGUCAUUUAUAGAUGGAAAAGACAGUCACUAUUUACAAAUGUUUUCUAAUGUCGAUGGUAUAAAUUAUUUGGAAUUUAUGUUUUUGAUCAAAGUUCCUGAAGUGUAAAUACUCCACGUGUUUUAUCAAAGUAGCCCAGGUUGUCCUUCUCCAUUACGAUCCUUCACAAUUCAGCAUAGCUCAUUAGUAUUUGAUUAAAUUGCGAGUAGAUAAUACAUUGGAUGUGUCAGCUUUAGAUCGGAGAGAUUUCUGUGUUUCCAGUUGUCUUCAUGGUCCUUUCAGUAACUAGGAAGACCUCGUUGCUUCCUAAUAACUUCAAAU
This is a messenger RNA of Trematomus bernacchii (emerald rockcod), 2531 nucleotides long. RefSeq names its product wingless-type MMTV integration site family, member 7Ba (gene wnt7ba). Gene Ontology annotation, biological process: multicellular organism development; cell fate commitment; canonical Wnt signaling pathway. The coding region runs from base 1 to 1062 and encodes 353 amino acids. Gene Ontology annotation, molecular function: cytokine activity; frizzled binding. NCBI's taxonomy places the organism in Eukaryota, Metazoa, Chordata, Actinopteri, Perciformes, Nototheniidae. The record is from RefSeq and is a predicted model, not a curated record. The transcript is spliced from 4 exons. Gene Ontology annotation, cellular component: extracellular region.